GAGUGUCAAAUUACUUUUAAUUAAAUUAGGUGAUGAAUGUCAAAGCACCUUAAAGUGCCAAAGUGGUAGUAGUGUUCCUCUUUUUCUUGAAAAACUGUUCCUCAAUACUUAGAGAGCACUCAGUUUCUGUGUAAGGGUAAUGGAAAAAUUUGGGAGUGGAUGAAGGUGGUAGUCGAACAACAUGAUGACCAUAAGUUAAUGUCACUGAAUUGUACAUAUGAAGAAUGAUAAGAUAGCAACGUUUUGUACAUAUAUAAUUACCACAAUAAAAAAAAAAGAAAAAUUUGUGGGUGCAAAGCUUGAGACCCAAACUGCCUUCCUGGUGCUUCUCUAUUUUUCAGAACCUCUGGGACCUGGUGUUUAGCAAGGCAGGUUCUUUGUAACCAUGAGUCAUAUAUGAUUAAGUUUUCACAUGGGAAAUGAGAACAAUAAUUUGUUGAAAUACAUUUUUUGGAAUUUACAGUACUUGUAAAACAAAAGAAAGUUAAAAUUCUAGAGAACAACUUGUUUUUGUUUAAGGUUGGAUGGUUGAUAACUUUUUUUCCCUCACGUUGUUGAGAAGAUCUCAGUGAGAUUAUCCAUUAACGAAUGAGUGGAGAGUUUUGUUUUUGAGUUGCAAAAGUAUUUCCCAUUUGUAAUCGAUAUGAGUAACCUGGUACCUGAGAUUGUAAUACAAAUAGUAGCUGGAAUCUCUAAAAAAGAACUUUUGAAAUUAUAUAUCACAAGGAGUGGUGGUCUGCAUCAAGGUGUUUUAUCAAAGUUUUGGUGGGAGAUAGGACAUAUGAGUGAGUAUGCAUUGCUAUUUUUUGAAAAAAGCUCUAUCUUUUUGCUGUUUUCUCAAAAAGGGACAUUAUUUUAUGGAUUUCCUGUUCCUAUUUGAAUUUAUCUAAGAGGUACAUUUGAAAUGACCAAAUUAAGGGAAGGGGCAUUUUGGGCUUUUGCAAUACGUGUAAGAACUAUUUGUUUGUUUGAAUAAAAAAUGUCUGUUUUACUUAUUGCCUGAGAGCAAACGGAAGGAUGAGCUACCUAAAUGCUUCUUCAUAGCAGUUGAAGUGGAAUGAAAAGUAAAAUAUAUCAGCAUUUUAUAAAAUUCUGUUUCACCUUCUUAAUCAUUAUGGACAGGGUUAGCACUUCAUUAGUAAAGAGCCAAGUCUAAUUAGCUAAUAUGUGAAGAAAAUAGCUAGAGCCAGUUAUUCUGCAGACUGAGGAAGAAAGGGAUAUAUUGUCAACCAUCACUGUGCUUUAAUAGUAAAAUAUUUAUGAGUUAAAACACUUAAGUUAUCAUCUAGAAACUGUAACUUUAUCUUUAAGAAAUAUAUAUAUUUUUUCAUUGUUUUCCUAUUGGUAACUUGAACAAAAAACGUAAAUUAGAAUUUUAGGAUAUGUACUGUAACCUCUACAUUAAAAGAUACAUAAAAAUUAUUAUUAUUAAUUCUACUAAGUCUAAUUUUAUUUUUAUUUAUAGUCAUGCAUGAUUCCAUCUGAUAUACAUAGCAGUGAAAAAAUAGGAGGAGAACUCUGAUGGCAACUAUAUGAUUGAAGCUAUACCAAUUUAAAACUCUAUUUUCUUUCAACUAUAUUUGAGAACACUAAGGCUAUAAAGUGUCACUGACCCUAACAUUGAUUUGGCUGGUCCUCACCAUGAACCGUGCUUUUAGCAGGAAGAAAGACAAAACGUGGAUGCAUACGCCUGAAGCUUUAUCAAAACAUUACAUUCCCUAUAAUGCAAAGUUUCUUGGCAGCACAGAAGUGGAGCAGCCCAAAGGGACAGAAGUGGUGAGGGAUGCUGUGAGGAAGCUAAAGUUUGCCAGACAUAUUAAGAAAUCCGAAGGCCAGAAAAUUCCUAAAGUUGAGUUGCAAAUAUCAAUUUACGGAGUAAAAAUUCUAGAACCUAAAACAAAGGAAGUCCAGCACAACUGUCAGCUUCACAGAAUAUCAUUUUGUGCAGAUGAUAAAACUGACAAGAGGAUAUUCACUUUCAUAUGCAAAGAUUCUGAGUCAAAUAAACAUUUGUGCUAUGUAUUUGACAGCGAAAAGUGUGCUGAAGAGAUAACUUUAACAAUUGGCCAAGCAUUCGACCUGGCAUACAGGAAAUUUCUAGAAUCUGGAGGAAAAGAUGUUGAAACAAGAAAACAGAUUGCAGGGUUACAGAAAAGAAUCCAAGACUUAGAAACAGAAAAUAUGGAACUCAAAAACAAGGUACAAGAUUUGGAAAACCAGUUAAGAAUAACCCAAGUAUCAACAUCUCCACUGCUGCACACCAUGUCUCAUCAUGAGAAACACGGGUUUCAGAGAUGCUCAUCCUCUCUUUGGAGUAGUAGUGAUGAUUCAUCUCCCUAUCUAAAUAGUUCUUCCAUUACUGUCAUUCCUGUCAACUCGCCUGAUUCCCGACUAUCACUGGGACUGUUAAUACCACCGCCUUCUAAAUGUGGCCUUCCCAAGCCAGUCAGUGAGAACAGCAUCCCAAGACCUCAUGCUGGUAGUGUGACACCUAAGUCACCCUCCACUGACAUCUUUGAUAUGAUUCCAUUUUCUCCAAUAUCGCCACAGUCUUCGAUACCUACUCGCAAUGGCACACAGCCACCUCCAGUACCUAGUAGAUCUACCGAGAUUAAACGAGACCUGUUUGGAGCAGAACCUUUUGACCCAUUUAACUGUGGAGCAGGGGAUUUUCCUCCAGAUAUUCAAUCAAAAUUAGAUGAGAUGCAGGAGGGGUUCAAAAUGGGACUAACACUUGAAGGCACAGUAUUUUGUCUCGACCCAUUAGACAGCAAGUGUUGAUGUCAAGAACAAGAGAUCCUGACUCAUGUUAUGUUUCAUUUACAUGCAUAUAUAUCGUUAUUACAUUAUGACAGGUAUUUUACAUGUGUCAAUAUAUUUUUGAACAUUCUAAUUUUUUGAAAAUUAUUUCAGUAAAAUUUCCUCGUACAUUCACUGUUGAUUCAUAAUGUUUUUUAUAUUAAAAGCAACGCACUGUAAAGUAAAUCAUACUUUUGUGUUCCUUUCCUUUCCUGUUAUAAGUGAAUUUAUAAUAGAAGGACAGAUUAUCCAAAUAUCUGUCGUGUGUCUAAAAAGUCCUAAGUAAUUAGCACCUUUGAAAUUUGUGUUUAUUCUCCAGGCUGCUAAUCUAUUACUGAUUUCUGAAAAGCCAUACCUUAAUGACACCUUUUAAAGUCCUCGAGAGGUAGACCAAUGUUAAACUGAACGUGUUCCAUUUUCAAACCAAUAAAUGUAUGACUCUUCAUUAGACAGAUGUCAUUUUAUCUACUAAAUGUUGUUGACAUAAUAAAGAAAACGUGAACUUUGAAAAUUAAUACCAAGUCACUAAUUUUUAGCGCAUACAAUAGCAAGAACAUAAAUUCUA
Molecule: messenger RNA, 3364 nt
Organism: Loxodonta africana (African savanna elephant)
Lineage: Eukaryota; Metazoa; Chordata; Mammalia; Proboscidea; Elephantidae
Gene: GULP1
Product: GULP PTB domain containing engulfment adaptor 1
Exons: 12
Coding region: 1642-2781 (379 amino acids)
Source: RefSeq, a predicted model, not a curated record